Messenger RNA from Trichoderma reesei QM6a, 891 nucleotides. RefSeq lists its product as uncharacterized. The record is from RefSeq and is a predicted model, not a curated record. Lineage: Eukaryota; Fungi; Ascomycota; Sordariomycetes; Hypocreales; Hypocreaceae. The transcript has a single exon. Bases 1 to 891 code for a protein of 296 amino acids. Gene Ontology annotation, molecular function: oxidoreductase activity.
AUGGUCACCGUCGCCAUCGCGGGAGGAGGCUCCGCCCUCGCCUCCAACAUCAUCGCCGCCAUCCUCGCCACGAAGAAACACACCCUCGUCAUCCUCACCCGCUCCCCGCGCCCCGACCUCGAAGCCCAAGGCGCCAUCGUCAAGCCCGUGGACUACGCCUCCCACGCACAGCUCGUCCAAGCCCUACAGGGCGUCGACACCGUCUACAGCUGCAUCUGGGCGUACGGCCCCGCGAUCCAGACGGUGCAGCUCGCGCUCCUGGACGCCGCCAAGGAGGCCCAGGUGCGGCGCUUCGUGCCCUCGGAGUGGUCCGUCCCCGCGUACGACGCCGUGGCGUACUACAAGCCCAAGGAGGCCGUGUGGGAGGCCGUCAAGAAGUCUGGGCUGGAGCACACGCGCUUCAUCACGGGCAUCUGGAUGAAUGUCUGGGGUGUCGGGGCGCCGCGCGACGAGGAGGGUGCGCGGGCGGGAUACGCCGGCCCGGCGUUUCUCGCGGACAUCAAGGCUGGCAGCAUCACCAUCCCCGGGGACGGUACGGGCAAGAUCAGCACGACGCACAUGGUGGACGUCGGCAGGUAUGCUGCCGCGGCAUUGGACUUUGACAAGUGGGAGCCGGACAGCGUGGUUGUCGGGGAUGAGUUUACGGUCAAUGAGCUCGCGGACAAGAUUGAGCGGGUGACGGGCAGGACGCUGACGCGGGAUUACAUCUCGCUGGAGGCCAUCAAUGCGGUUCUUGCGGGGGGGCCGGAUCCGGGGACGCAGAUGAUUCAUGAGUUUUUCAAGUCCAUUGCUGAGGGGGGUCAUGCGCUGACGCCGAAUGUGAAUCAGAGGGUGCCGGAGGUUGAGCCCAUCAAGGUGGAGGAGUUUUUGAAGAAGCAUUGGGCUCCGUGA